UUGCUCCCGGGAUGCCCCGCGCGGCCUCCCGCCUCUCUUCCCGCCGUGCCUCGCGCAGCGGCUUUCCUCGCAAUCUUCUUACUUCGCCAGUUACUCUGGAGACCCGCAACCACAUCCCUCGGCCCAGAGCAAAGGAAGCCACGGGCUUUUCCCAGCGUGAUCUGCGGGAGGGCUCGCCCCACUUCACCCCCUCUCCUGGCAGCCUCCAGCCUUGGAGACUACAAUUCCCAGCGUCCACCGGGCCGCGACGGAGCGGACGUCUCCCAGGUCCCGCCCCACAGCUCGGCCCCGCCCCCGGCCGCCGAAGUCUGCGCGCGAAUUUCGUGGCGCGCAUUUGGGACUUCAGUCAAGCGGCCAGGGGUUCCGGUCGAGACGCCCAGAACUGUGGCGCACGGGGAACAACUGACAGGAGAAGAGGAGAGCAGAGAAGGGAUCAUUCUGACGCCACCAUGCAGCGAAGUAUCAUGUCAUUUUUCUACCCCAAGAAAGAGGACAAAACGAAGAAGCCAGAGAAGGAGACGUCCAGCAGCAUCAAAGAGACGGAGCCCCCACCGAAGGUGGCACUGAAGGAGCGGAAUAGAGAGGUGCCCGACAGUGACUCUCCAGUGAAGAGGCCGGGCAGGAAAGCGGCCCGGGUCCUGUGCAGUGAAGGGGAGGAAGAGGACGAAGCCCUCAUGUCCCCCAAAAGUCAGAAGCCGGCCCCGGACUCGCCACACGUUUCCCCUGCCAGUCCUGUCCCGUUUCCUGAGAGCAGCCGUUCCCUCUCCAGUACCUCUCCAAUGCGCACCUCCCUGUCAGGGAUCCCAAAGCGUCGCACAGCUCGGAAGCAGCUUUCUAAACGGACAAUUCAGAAUGUUCUGGAAGAGCAGAGCGAGGACAAGGACGGAGACACCAAGAGGAAGAAGGAGGAAGGAGCAGAAGCAGAAAGCCUCCCAGAGCCGGAAGAGGCCAUAGAGAAGGAAACAGAAGAGGGGGACCCACCCACGGCAACUCCUGAGCCCCCAGAGACCAGCAGAGCAGAGCCCCUGACAGAAAGCAGUUCAGAGCCUGGUGUGGCGAUAAAGCAGGAGCCACAGGAGGAGGAUCCGGCUAAGCCCCCCAGGGCUCCCAGGACGCUCAGCAGUUUCUUCACCCCCCGGAAGCCAGCAAUCAAAAAAGAAGUAAAAGAAGAGGAGUCUGUUACCCCAAGAAAGGAGGAGCCCAAGGGCCCCCUGGACCCCUGCAGCUACAACCCUGCCAAGAACAACUACCAUCCUGUGGAAGACGCCUGCUGGGGGCCGGGCCAGAAGGUCCCUUAUUUGGCUGUGGCCCGGACCUUUGAGAAGAUCGAGGAGGUUUCUGCUCGGCUCCGGAUGGUGGAGACACUGAGCAACUUGCUGCGCUCUGUGGUGGCCCUGUCACCUCCAGACCUUCUCCCCAUCAUCUACCUUAGCCUCAACCACCUUGGGCCGCCCCAGCAGGGCCUGGAGCUUGGCGUCGGGGACGGCAUCCUUCUCAAGGCGGUGGCCCAGGCCACAGGUCGGCAGCUCGAGUCUGUCCGGGCUGAGGCAGCCGAGAAGGGCGACGUGGGGCUGGUGGCCGAGAACAGCCGCAGCACCCAGAGGCUCAUGCUGCCCCCGCCCGCCCUCACCGCCUCUGGGGUCUUCACCAAAUUCCGAGACAUCGCCCGGCUCACUGGCAGUGCUUCCACAACCAGGAAGAUGGACAUCAUCAAAGGCCUCUUCGUUGCCUGCCGCCACUCAGAAGCCCGGUUCAUUGCCAGAGCCCUGAGUGGACGGCUGCGCCUCGGGCUGGCAGAGCAGUCAGUGCUGGCCGCCCUCGCCCAGGCCGUGAGCCUCACACCCCCAGGCCAAGAGUUCCCCCCGGCCGUGGUGGAUGCAGGGAAGGGCAAGACAGCAGAGGCCAGAAAGACGUGGCUGGAGGAACAAGGCAUGAUCCUGAAGCAGACGUUCUGUGAGGUGCCUGACCUGGACCGGAUUGUCCCUGUGCUGCUGCAGCACAGCCUGGAGCGGCUCCCGGAGCACUGCCGGCUGAGUCCAGGGGUCCCCCUGAAGCCAAUGUUGGCCCACCCGACCAGGGGCGUCAGCGAGGUCCUGAAACGCUUCGAGGAGGCAGCUUUCACCUGCGAGUACAAAUACGAUGGGCAGAGGGCACAGAUCCAUGUUUUAGAAGGCGGGGAGGUGAAGAUCUUCAGCAGGAAUCAGGAAGACAAUACUGGAAAGUACCCCGACGUCAUCAGCCGCAUCCCCAAGAUUAAACUUCCGUCAGUCACAUCCUUUAUCCUGGACACGGAAGCCGUGGCUUGGGACCGGGAAAAGAAGCAGAUCCAGCCAUUCCAAGUGCUCACCACCCGCAAACGCAAGGAGGUGGAUGCAGCCGAGAUCCAGGUGCAGGUGUGUUUGUAUGCCUUCGACCUCAUCUACCUCAAUGGAGAGUCUUUGGUACGUGAGCCCCUUUCCCGACGCCGGCAGCUGCUCCGGGAGAACUUCGUGGAGACAGAGGGCGAGUUUGUCUUCGCCACCUCCCUGGACACCAAGGACAUGGACCAGAUUGCCGAGUUUUUGGAGCAGUCCGUGAGAGAUUCCUGCGAGGGGCUCAUGGUGAAAACCCUGGAUGUGGAUGCCACCUACGAGAUCGCCAAGAGGUCACACAACUGGCUCAAGCUGAAGAAGGACUACCUGGAGGGUGUGGGCGACACCCUGGACCUCGUGGUGAUCGGCGCCUACCUGGGCCGCGGAAAGCGAGCUGGCCGCUAUGGGGGCUUCCUGCUGGCCUCUUACGACGAGGAAAGUGAGGAGCUGCAGGCCAUUUGCAAGCUUGGAACUGGCUUCAGUGACGAGGAGCUGGAGGAACAUCACCAGAGCCUGCAGGCCUUGGUGCUGCCCAGCCCACGCUCCUACGUCCGGGCGGAUGGCGCCGUGGCCCCCGACCACUGGCUGGAGCCCAGCGCCGUGUGGGAGGUCAAGUGCGCCGACCUCUCCCUCCCCAUCUACCCUGCUGCCCGGGGCCUGGUGGACAGUGAGAAGGGGAUCUCCCUUCGCUUUCCUCGGUUUAUUCGCAUCCGUGAGGACAAGAAGCCGGAGGAGGCCACCACCAGUGCCCAGGUGGCCUAUCUUGUACAGGAAGCAAAGUCAGAUUCAGAAGCAGCACAGUGCAGACUCCGACUCCGACCCGGAGGGUUUUUCUACUAGGCCCCGCCCUCCCGGGGGACUCAAGAGGGCGCCGCCAAGGCUAAGCACAUCCGGUGUGCGGUCACGUGUGUGUGUGUGUGUGUGUGUGUGUGUG
Messenger RNA from Rhinolophus ferrumequinum (greater horseshoe bat), 3285 nucleotides. It is a transcript of the gene LIG1, whose product is annotated as DNA ligase 1. Lineage: Eukaryota; Metazoa; Chordata; Mammalia; Chiroptera; Rhinolophidae. Gene Ontology annotation, cellular component: mitochondrion; nucleus. Gene Ontology annotation, biological process: DNA recombination; DNA biosynthetic process; DNA repair. The record is from RefSeq and is a predicted model, not a curated record. Gene Ontology annotation, molecular function: DNA ligase (ATP) activity; ATP binding; DNA binding.